CUCGCGCGUCGCUGCCGAUACGGCUUUUGUGCGCGCCGGCCGGGCCGGGCUGAGGGUCCGAAGUCGCCGUUGGUGAGGGGGUCGACCUUUUUGUGCCCCUCUUAUCCCCCUCCCCCGCCAUGACCUCAGAGCGGGAAGCGGGCAGCAAGGGCAUCAAGUUAUCAGCAGAGGUCAAACCGUUUGUCCCAAAAUAUGCGGCGGUAACAAUGGCAUGGUCAGAACCCUCAGAAGCAUGUGUCUUUCCUAGAUAUUUUACUACAUGCUACCCAUAUGUUCAAGAGCCACCAGUGGAUAAACAACAGGUUUAUACUCAAGAUGUUUCCUGGGAUACCACCAACUCUCUUUCCCAGUAUGCAUCUCAGAACCUUAUGAGAUGUAGUUCGUCCGGGGAAUAUACCAGUUCUCCUUAUUCACUUGAUGCUGCAGCACAUGCAUAUACAGCUACCAGCUUUCAGUGUGAUAACGCCACUGCUAAGCUCCACAGCUCUUCUAGGCAGGACAGAGACCAUGCCAAACAGACUCCUCUCAUCAGAAAAGAGGCUGCAACUAUUUUCAGGAGACGACCAAAAUGUGAUGAAUCCAGACUGGAGAGUAAAAGAACUGAUGGAAGUGACUCUUCUAGCAGAUCAACAGAGAGUUCAUUUUGUACUGCUCUGCAUGGCAGAAAUCCUAUUAAAUCAGAAAGGCCUAUUAAAACCACCUACAGAAUCAAGCCAAUUCCAAACACAGAAUCUCUUCCAGAACCUGCCUUUGAAAUUACCCUCUCGGAUUUCCCCAAACUGCAAGACCUGGGAAAGAAUGAUCUGCUGGAUCUUCAAAAGCAUACACAGCGGCCAUUGGGCUCAGCUGAAGGAGAUAAAUUGUCUCCGAAACCUCCUGGAAAAUCGGAGAUUCCCACUUUAAUAACAAAAGAGGGAGCAGUAUGUCUGAAGAAACAUUUUCCACUACGAUCUUUAAGUCCUCCUUCUGAUCCUGGAGUUCCUCGGGUAUCUUCAGGUUUGUUCAGUGAGAAUCGGGUGUCUUGGGCCACUGUGCUGUCACAAACUCCUAAGCGAGUUAUUUCAGUGCCACCUGCAGUUCUUUCCAACAACCAGCUGGCCAGCAAAGGAAAAGAUGGUCCUUCUGAAGAUCAUAAGCCGUCAGAAACAAGAGAGAACACCAGUGACAAUGAGCUUGAAGAAACGGCAGAAAAGAAGAAGAAAAAGAAGAAGAAGAAGAAGAAAACCAACCCAAAUACUGAAAUGGAGAAGCCGCACAAAGGAAGUAUUUUAAUUCAAGAACCUCCACGAAUUGAGGAUGAUGAAGAGUUUCCUAACUUAAUAGCCACUACUGACAAAAGACACAAACCAGGGGCCCAGAAAUUCAGUAGUGCAACACCUUUUACCAGGGAGCAGAUUGAGGUAAAUAUAACAAAGGAGUCUGAGUUUGUGUCUCAUGAUGGCCGCCUACAAAAUGAAUUGGCGACUCCCACACCAGAUAUUCCAACUGGAAAAAAAGCAGGCAAACAAAUUCCACUUACUACAAUAGAAAAAAGAAAACUGCAGAAACCACCCAAAAGCAGUGGGAAGAAGAGCCAGGCUCCUGUGCAGCUUGAUUUGGGAGGCAUGUUGGCUGCUUUGGAACAAAAACAGAAUGCUGAGAAAUCAAAACAGUCAUCCAAGCCUGUGGUGCUUUCAGUGGGUGGUGCAGUAACACCUUCUAAGGAAUCUAUGACAGUAACAAAAAGUCAUCAGUUAAACCAAGGAAAUACUCCGCAUAACCCUUUGGACUCCAGUGCUCCUUUGGUCAAGAAGGGGAAACAGCGAGAAGUCCCUAAAGCAAAGAAACCAACGUCACUCAAAAAGAUUAUUUUGAAAGAGAGAGAGCAGCGGAAGCAACAACACCUUUUGGAACAGACUGCAAUACCAAAGGACAGUGAUAGCAUUCAACCAUGUGCAGAAUCUACUCCUGAGGAUGAGACAUUUCCUGAAAAUACGAAAGCAGAGAGUGCAGAAGAAGCCUCUGUGGAUCCUGGACAUCUGGAACAAGUUUGUUCAGAAGUACUCCUGGAAUCAGCAGAACUUGCUUGCUCCACAGAAAACUCAGUUGUUCCAACACAACUGAAUUCCAGCCUUCCCAAAAUCCACAGCAGAAGAUUUAGAGAUUACUGUACCCAAGUACUUAGUAAAGAAGUUGACAGCUGCGUAACAGAUCUUUUGAAAGAACUGGUUCGCUUCCAAGACCGCCUUUAUCAGAAAGAUCCAGUCAAGGCCAAGACAAAACGCAGGCUUGUUAUGGGGCUCAGAGAAGUGCUGAAACACUUGAAGCUGAAGAAACUGAAAUGUGUCAUUAUUUCACCAAAUUGUGAAAAGAUUCAGUCAAAAGGUGGGUUGGAUGAGACUCUGCAUCUCAUCAUUGACUCUGCCUGUGAACAGAAUAUCCCAUUUGUGUUUGCUCUCAAUCGCAAAGCUCUAGGGCGCUGUGUGAACAAAGCAGUGCCUGUCAGUGUUGUGGGAGUUUUCAGUUAUGAUGGUGCUCAGGACUAUUUUCACAAAAUGGUGGAAUUGACAAUGGAAGCAAGGCUGGCAUAUAAGGAAAUGAUUGCAGCUUUGGAGAGAGAGUCAGCUGAAGAAGGAAGUGAAAGUGAGUGUGCGCGCACACAGCCUCAUCCUAGAGAGAGUCUACAAGAUACUGCUGAAAUGUCUCUUCAGGAAUCUGAUGAGGAUGUACCAAAUUACAUUAAAAUCUGGAAGCGAAAGCUUGAAGAGGAGUAUAACCCUUAUCUGCUGGAGCUGGAAAAACAGGCAUCUGCUGACAUGUUGACCUUGAGUUUUGAAGAGCCUCAGUAAAUCAAGACUACCAUCUUUGGUCUUAAGCAUAUUUUUUUAAAAGGCAAUAUGUGUGUGUAUAUAUAGAUAUGUAAAUACUAAUUUAUCUAAAAUUAGCUACCCAGGAGAUAGGGUGUAUAAUCGAGAAGUUGUUUAAAAAUCUUAUUAUUGUAUUUUGCAAUAAUUACACCGAAACACACAAUUCUGAACUAUUCCAACAGUUCUGUGUCUGUUUGACUAAGUGCUGAAACUUCUUCAGCUGUAUUCUACACAAGGAUUUGCCUUGGUGAGACAAAAAGGGGUUUAGGUGAGGGGUUCCCAACCUGUGGUAGUCCAGUUGUUGCUGCACUAUAGCUCCCAUCAUCCCCAGCCACAAUAAACUUUAGCUGGGGACUCCUGUAUUAAGUGAAACAGCCAUCCCACACUUCAAGACAGAUACGAAGCAUCUUUGGGUCUACAACAAGCUUGUUUGAAGCCACCUAAUGGCACAGUGGGGAUAUGACUUGACUAGCAAGCCAGAGGUUGCCAGUUCGAAUCCCCGCUGGUAUGUUUCCCAGACUAUGGGUAACACCUAUAUCAGGCAGCAGCGAUAUAGGAAGAUGCUGAAAGACAUCAUCUCAUACUGCACGGGAGGAGGCAAUGGUAAACCCCUCCUGUAGUCUACCAAAGACAACCACAGGGUUCUGAGUUCACCACGAGUUGACACCGACUUGAUGGCACACUUCACCUUUUAAUUUCAACACUGGGCAGGAAAUGAGCCCAGCCUUUUUCUGUAGAUCUUUUUCUGUAGCCUUAGAAAAGCCGGCUAGAGCCCCCUGGAAGUUACUAUUAGUCUCGAAGUGUAAAUGCAGAGCUGCUAGCUUCCACAAGAGCUCACAAUUUCAUAUACUUGCACUCAUACACACACCCCACCCCUCCAAGGUCUAGAUCACACAUGCAAGUGGCUAUCUUUCUCCAUGUAGAAAACUGUGCAUGUAUACAUGUAGAAAACUACUAGUGUGAAAGGGGUUUGGGGCAUGAAGGGAGGAGAGAGAGAGCUUGGCCACUUUUAUGAAUUGCAGCUUCACGUUUCCAUUUGCUGCAUUCUGGGAAUGCAGGAAAUUCCAGGUCCCAGCUCACAUUGUUCCCUCUAGUGCCAAGUGUAUAAUUAGUUUAAAAUUGUGCAAAUACAGUAAGGCCUUCUAAUGUGUGUCUUUAAAGUGUGUUAAAUUUCUCCCUUAUGCUAUGGGUGGAGUACUGUGAAUACUCUUUAUUAGUAGGGGGAUAAUUACCCCUGCUAACUGGGCAAAGAGGCACCCUUUGAAAUGGUGAUUCUCUCUGUAAAGCAGAGAGAGAGCAAAUGGUGCAAUUCAAUCCCAGCACGGCAUCCCUCCAGUGGCUGUUGCUGGUAUUUGCCUUGUGUUUCUUUUUAGACCAGUGUUCUUCAUUGUAAUCAGUUGAGGUGGCUCAGCAGGGAAGCAGCUUGCCUAGGAAGCAAGAGGCUGUUAGUUCGAAUCCCCGCUGGUAUGCUUCCCAAACUUUGCCUAGUAAAUAUAUAUUUGCAGUCUCUUAUAUCAGGCAGCAGUGAUAUAGGCAGAUGCUCACUUCGGUAAUAAUGGCAAAGGCAUCAUCUCAUACUGUGCGGGAGAAAGGCCCCUCAUGUAUUCUACCAAGAAAACCACAUGGCUCUGUGGUCACUAGGACUUGGUGGUGCAAUCUUUCCUUUUUCCGUUUCUUCAUUGUAAGGCCCGGUGUCAGCCCCCACCAGCCCUGAGUGUGGCACCCUUACCAAUUGUUUGUUGGGCCUGUGAAACUUCUGCUGAAGCAGAUUACUCGGUAUGGUUCUCCUGGCACCAUGCAAAGAGGACUAUUCUCACCAUGCAGUGUUGUGCUUUUCCCCAGUGGUGGGGAGAUACUCUCUUAAAGGAAACAGAACCCUCUUGAGCUUCUGUCUGCACCAUCAUGGAAAGUGUUCAUGCAGUGCUGGAAAGUGUGUCCCACUGCUUUCCUCCCAGAGCUCUUGAGAAAGGGGCUCUGUCUCUCUCAAAAGCCCCUCUCUUAAAAGUGCAGUAUUGUGUGGAGAGCAGCACACAGUGGGGAAUGGCUCGCUCUCGCUCUCUCUCUCUCUCUCUGGUCAAAGCCACUCCCACUUGAAAAGUAGUCAAUAUCACUGUUUUAGACAAUGAGUCCUUUGGAGAUAGGGAACCAUUGUUCUGUGUAAACCACUUUGAGAACUGUUUUUUCCCCCUUGAAAAGCAGUAUAUAAGUAAUAUAUACAUAUAUUUGACAUUCUUCACAACUCUGCAGCAACAGGAAGAGGGCUGCAGGCCCCAAGGAGCUUUAGAGUUUUGUUCCUCUCCACUCCCUUUUCACUUGUAUAAAUAUGUUCCUGAGGGAUAUGCAAUAUAAAUAUGUUUUGAGGAACAUUAUUUCUAUAAAUGGAAAGGGCUUUUGGAGAGUCACAAAAACCACUCCCCCCACCCUUACUGCCCAAAGAAGCCUUCACCACAGGGAUGUAUGUAUGUAUUUUUGUUCAUUUGUUUAACACAUUUGUAUACCGCCUAAAAUGCAAGUGGCUGGUGGUUUACAACAAAACAAUAAAAACAAAGUUGAAGUCUC
Molecule: messenger RNA, 5405 nt
Organism: Hemicordylus capensis (graceful crag lizard)
Lineage: Eukaryota; Metazoa; Chordata; Lepidosauria; Squamata; Cordylidae
Gene: SECISBP2
Product: SECIS binding protein 2
Exons: 18
Coding region: 120-2828 (902 amino acids)
Biological process (GO): selenocysteine incorporation
Cellular component (GO): ribonucleoprotein complex
Molecular function (GO): mRNA 3'-UTR binding; ribonucleoprotein complex binding; selenocysteine insertion sequence binding
Source: RefSeq, a predicted model, not a curated record